This is a messenger RNA of Triticum aestivum (bread wheat), 2351 nucleotides long. RefSeq lists its product as uncharacterized. The coding region runs from base 431 to 871 and encodes 146 amino acids. The transcript has 5 exons. NCBI's taxonomy places the organism in Eukaryota, Viridiplantae, Streptophyta, Magnoliopsida, Poales, Poaceae. The record is from RefSeq and is a predicted model, not a curated record.
CGAGAAGCUGGCCGUUGGAUAUUGGCUGAGGAGUUGAGGAGUUUGAGGCUGGAGAGGGUUACCGAACACGCCCUAAGUGCCUUCCCACUGCCGCCCCUCCCGCUCCACGGCUCCAAGCCACCGACGCGUUCUCCCGCUCCUCUCUUUCGUCGGGAAGGCGGGAAGGAUCCAUGGAUCUGGGCUGAACCGUUGCGGCCGACUUAGAUCCGGCCGGAUUCACGCUCUUCUUGCCGAGCAGCGGGAAGGAGCAGACCUUACUAUCCGUGGCCCGCGAGAGGAUGGGGAGGCCGUACAGCGGCGCUUGCUUCCAGGGCUGCCGCUCGCCUCAGCUUUCAGGCCAGCUUACUGCCUCGUUGAGCUGCAGGAGUAAUUCUUGAAUAGUUGCAGCCAAAAGUGGGAGCAAUAAAAAUGGGAAGGAAGGCUGGCGUAAAUGAAGCCGUCUGAUCAGCAAAAUCAAGAUAUUUUAUCAAUCGCAGGUGUGAUUAUGUCACGAGAUAUAUUUUCCUCUCGGCAUGAGGGAAGUAGCAGAGUCAUAGAUGUUGGCAUGCAAACUGUGUUCCUCCGCAUUUUGGAAGAACUAGCCGAACGCCACACGGAAGAACUUCCUGAUGAAGCAAAUGUUAGCUUCAUCAUGGCAACCUAUAUGGAGGUUGAUCAAGACUCUAGUGACUCCCUUCUUAAAAGGUGUGCAUCAACAAGUUCUAUAAAUGACUUGUCCUUCCGUGAUCUUAUCAAGAAUGUUGUGUUUAUUUGGAAGGCUUCCUCGGUGAAGCACAUUUUCAACUAUUUAAGGGGCGGUGAUGGUUAUCAUGCACCUCCCAUGUCCAUUUAUUCCGAGCAUACACCUGCCAGCGUCAACGGGGUGGACUAACUGGACCAGGCAUGCUGGUCCCGAAUAAAUAAAAAAUCGAGUGGUUUAGAACAUUGGCAUUGAAGCAAUACACUUUCAAUUUCAGGUUUUAUAUUCAGUCAAUGUUCUGUGUCAAAUAAUGUUUGUUGUGUGUGAUUGUGUUCCAUCCUACAUAGAUUAAAAAAUCAGCCUGUGUCUAACGAGUACAGAAAUAGAUCCUAUGGUGCUAAUGCACUGCUUGGUAUUAACAAUGACACAAAUUUGGUUAGAAUAUGUCAUGUAAGUUUAUUUAUUUUAUUUGAUAGCUUAUUGUUGCUACCGUCAAUAAAUUAUACUGCACGAUGAAAAGGCAUGAGCUAUCCUUUAUGUUCAUGUUCACGAAGGUGUGCACACAAUCGGUCAAAAAAAGUGAUUUAUGUGCAAGACAUGUGUCAGUUCGACCAACAAUUGAUGGUUAUCACAGUAGGAAUUUUAUGUUGCACAUAUUUUAUAGAAAGUAAAUUGUGUGUGUAUGUGUUUUGGAUUUCCCGCAAUCACUAGACCAUUUCUGUGCUAAAAAAAUGGCUGGUCUUCUUCAGUAAUUAGUUUCAGUAGUUGUGUUUGUUCUUUCUGAAGCCUGGUAAAUUGUUGUUCUAUCUUUAAUCUGUAAAAUGAUCUUUUCCUCCAAAUGCAGUAUGGAUAUAAUAAGCAAGUGAAUAGAAAAUACCAACAAUUGUGAAACUCCUACUCUUACACAUUACAGAAUUGUCAUGCUAUUGCUUUUGUCAUCUAGAAUUAUCUGAUCAUAUCAGACCCCCUUAUUUUGCAACAAAUGUUCACCCUAGACUCUUCUUCAUGACAUACAAUUUGUAAUCCUAAGAUACACAUGUUGCGCUCCCCUGAUUUAUGUGCACCCUUUCUCCUAUUAACUAGCUCGUCUCCUUUUACUUUACUUCAGUAAUACUCAGUAAAUCUUUGUUGUUCAAUAGGUUACCCGAGUGGAUUGCAUGAUUUGGGCAAAAAAUGGCGUGGAAGAACAAAAUAACAGAAAGAGGGACAUGGGAUGAAAAGAUUGGCAAUUCUGAAGAACAAUGUAGCCUGGAGAAAGCGAAUGUUAAAAGUACCUGAACUCCGAAGUUCUCCAGCCUUGCUUUCACUUUUAUGCUGCCUUUGCUCUGGUCGCUUUUUUAUGCUGCCUUUGCUCUGGUCGCUUUUAUGCUGCCUCCAGGUACGAGACGAAGCACAGGUCAAGCUGACCCCGGUAAGCUUUUCCCACCUGAAGCCAUGACUUUUGAGCUUGGGCACUGGUCGCCCUAUAGUCAAGUCAAGAACGGAGAUUGCCCAAUUAUUUUUCUUAUUAGUCCUAUUGCUAGUCCUAUGUCGAGACAACGGAUUCAGGUUAGAAGAGAAGGAAAAUGCCGACAUAUGACUAUGACAACUGGGCUAGUAAUUGACACAUUCAGAGGCAAUUUCGGAUGUGUGGAAUUCAAGAGGACUGUAGCUGCCGUUCCAUGGAGGUUCA